Colletotrichum karsti is the source of this 1329-nucleotide messenger RNA. RefSeq lists its product as uncharacterized. Gene Ontology annotation, molecular function: monoacylglycerol lipase activity. Bases 1 to 1329 code for a protein of 442 amino acids. NCBI's taxonomy places the organism in Eukaryota, Fungi, Ascomycota, Sordariomycetes, Glomerellales, Glomerellaceae. The record is from RefSeq and is a predicted model, not a curated record. The transcript is spliced from 3 exons.
AUGGAUUACACCGGCGGCACCGUGGAGGCCGAUCAUCUCUGCGUCCUGGUCCAUGGGCUUUGGGGUAACCCCAACCACAUGGCCCAGAUCGCCAAAAGUUUGCGUGCAAAACACCCAGCCGACAAGCUGUACCUGCUGCUUGCGAAGCGCAACAGCGGCUCAUUCACCUACGACGGCAUCGAGCGCGGCGGCGAACGCGUCUGCGCCGAGAUCGAGGAGGAACUGCGCGCCAUCAGCGAAAGGGGCGGCAAGAUCACCAAGCUGAGCAUCGUCGGCUACUCACUCGGCGGUCUGGUCUCUCGCUAUGCGGUCGGCCUGCUUCAUUCCAAGGGCGUUCUCGACACCGUAGAAUGCAUGAACUUUGUAACCUUCGCGACGCCUCAUCUCGGCGUCCGCACGCCGUUGCGCGGGGCGCAUAACCACCUCUGGAACGUCCUCGGCGCGCGCACCCUCUCCAUGUCCGGCCGCCAGCUCUUCACGAUCGACAACUUCCGCGACACGGGCAGGCCGCUCCUCGCAGUCCUCGCCGACCCCAACUCCAUCUUCCUGGCAGGACUGAAGCGCUUCAAACGCCACACCCUCUACACCAACAUCGUCAACGACAGAAGCGCCGUGCACUACACCACCGGCAUCACCAAGACAGACCCGUACACGAACCUCGACAACAUCAAAGUCAACUUCCUCGACGGCUACGAAGAGGUCAUCCUCGACCCCAAACACCCCGUCGCGCCGCGCCCGAAGGUCUCCGGCCCCGCCACCAUCUCCUCCGUCGCCUCCGCCAGCGUGAAAUGGGUCCAACGCAUCCCCUUUAUCGUCGCCCUCACCGUCUUCGUGCCCAUCGGCAUCGUCGCCUUCCUCUUCAACUCGGUGAUCCAGACCGUCCGCUCCUCGAAACGCAUCCAGCUCCACGAGAAGGGCCUCGCCGGCGUCGCGAUCGAGGAGUACCGCGGCCCACUGUGGAUGAAGGAGAUCCGCGAGGAGGUCGAGCACGUCUACGAGACGCUCAACAGCUCGCAGGACCAGGAGUACCUCGGCAGCGACACGGAGGACGACGACGACAUCGACUCGCGCGAGAUGGACCGCAGCACGACGCAGCUGCUCGCGCGGGAGCGGCGCAUGUCGGUGCCCUCGCAGCCGACGCUCGCGCUGGCCCCGUACCAGUUCCAGAUGAUCCAGAACCUCGACUCCGUCGGCUGGCACAAGUAUCCCGUCUGGAUUCACAAGGACAGGCACAGCCACGCCGCCAUCAUCGUGCGGUGGGAGAAGAAGACCUUCACCGAGGGACACGUCGUGUUGAAGCACUGGCUGAACGAGGAGUUUGUCAUUUGA